Messenger RNA from Ruditapes philippinarum (Manila clam), 1120 nucleotides. RefSeq lists its product as uncharacterized. Lineage: Eukaryota; Metazoa; Mollusca; Bivalvia; Venerida; Veneridae. The record is from RefSeq and is a predicted model, not a curated record. The transcript is spliced from 2 exons. The coding region runs from base 1 to 1065 and encodes 354 amino acids.
AUGUCGAAAGACGAUACCCUAGAUAUACUUGCUUCGGGGAGUUCUUCUGAAUUUGAAGGUUUUUCAGAUUCUGAUACGGUUCAAAAUCCUGAAAAUGACAGGGGUAAACAACCUCUUGCCUCGACGUCUUCUGCUGGCAAGAAAAAGACUAAGGUUAAAUCAGUUGUUGUUAAAGCUAAAAAAGAAGAUGAUUUUUCAACUUUUCAUAAUCAGGGCCCUAGGGACUUGAAUAAGGAUUUUCAUACUGCUUUUGAUUCAAGCACUGUUGUUGAUGACGAUGCUGGUUUUUCUUGGGAUUUACCAAAAGAGAAGGCCCCUGAGAGGGGUGAUGCCAUUUCUGACUCAUUGUCAAAAUUGAUAAAUACUGCUUGCACAGUACAGUGUGACACCGAUUCUCUUUUCAAUAGAUAUUCUGUUCCUUCAAAUUGUGAUUUGGCUACACCUCCUCUUGUUAAUCAAGAAGUGUGGAGAUUUUUAGAUAAAAAAGGACACAUGCAGGAUAAGUCUUUAGUUGAUAUUCAGAACUUAUUGAGUACAAGUUUUGUUCCAGUCAUCAAGUUAAUUGAGAUGCUAAAGAAGAAUAAGUCUUUAAAUGAGGAGAUGAAAACUUUGAUUACAGACUUGAUUACAGGCUUAGGCCAGGUGCAGUAUAAUAUAAGUUUGCGCAGGAGGUAUUAUAUAAGACCUUAUCUUAAAAAGAAAUACAGUCCUUUGUGUAAUAUGUCAGUGCCAAUUACAACAAAGCUCUUCGGAGAUGAAAUUUCAAAAGAGGUGAAAUCUUGUGAGAAUAUUUCCUUUCUGGGGAAAGACAAUUUCCAAACUACAAAUUUUAGAGGUGUGAUGAGAUCUAGAGGUAGAUUUAGAGGAAGUCGUGGUUAUGCAAAUGCUGGAAACAAUGUUUAUGCUAGUUCUUAUCAGCAGUCACAAGGAUUUCGUCCAUACCCUUAUCCUAUGAGAGGUAAUUCUUUUAGAGGCAGCAACGCUGUAAGAUCGAGAGCUCCUAGUAGACGUCCCACUGCCACUGUAACCUCUGAUGCUGUGCGUGACCCAAACGAGAGAAUUUAGUUGAGAAGGUAGGUGGUGUUGGUAAGACAAGAUUUUGUUUAGACAAUUGGUUAAA